CUGAUUCGUGUCAACUAAAAAUCUACAAAAUCGUGAGAUCUCUGUGAUAAUUGUUGUCAACCAGGAAAGUGGUUAAAAAAGAUCUUUGUCCAGACUCAGUACAUUCGAAUUUACGUCUUAGCUAAUGUUAACUUUACCAUCAUCACAAUACAAUGCCUUCAGUAAGGUAAUGUGCAGACGGAAUUCCUUAUUAUCGAAAUAAUACUUUCAUUAGGAUGUUUGCAACGUUAGACUGUAUUUGCGUCACUUUUGUUUGACUCGUCUGUGAAGGAUCUAUUUUAAAGUAUAGUUACUGAAGGAAAACACUUAUCGACUGCUCUUUUGAAUGAGAUAAAAAAUUAGUCACUCGAAUACACCACACAACUAUAUCACGUAAGAUUGCGAUAUAUCGGUUAUUUAUAGAGAGAUAAAAGUAGAGCCGAUAGCCGUGAAUUGAAUUGGAGAAAUACAAUCUUAUUUCGUGCUAACCUUGGCAAGAGGAACAUUGUGUUGUUGACUGAAUUAUGUAUUUCGUGUAGUUUUGUCAAUUGAAUUCCUAAAAAUGACUAAAAAUACCGGUAUUUUCAUAACGAAUCAAGGAUUUACUGCUCCCUACUUAUACGAAAAUAAUGCCGUAACAGUGGAAGAAACCCCGCCGAAAAGGCAAACUAUUUCAAUUUUCUGGCUGCCGGUCUACAUUUUCCCGUGGGCAUUAAUUUUUGGCUUGAUGAUAUUCACCUAUCAUCAGCUUCCAACGCCAAUAUCUCAAGCCUCAGAGUCGUCUUAUCCGAAUCGUUUCAUCGGUGAACGUGCUAAGAUUUUGAAUGAAGAGCUAGCUAGCAUAGGUCCGAAAGUGGUCGGAAGUGAUAGCAAUGAAGUGAGAGCAGUUUCAUUUUUGAUGAACGAAAUCGAUAAAAUUAAGAGAUCAGCGAAUCCUAUUCAUUCUAUCGAAGACAAUGUUCAGUGUUCAGCGACUGAACGCUGUUCGCCUGGUAGCUUUGAGCUGGGAACUCUGACGACCUACUAUCAAGGAAUUCAAAAUGUCGUCGUGAAAAUUAGUCCACGCAACAGAACAACGGCCCAUAGCUUACUGAUUAACUCACAUUACGAUUCGGUUCCUGGUAGUCCUGCUGCUGGCGAUGCCGGCCUUUUGGUUUCAGUAAUGUUAGAAGUACUGCGAGUGUUGUCGCAGUUACCGGAAAGUCUGAAGCAUUCGGUUGUGUUCCUGUUUAAUAGUUCGGAAGAAUUUGAACUCAACGGAUCCCAUGAAUUUAUCACCAAACAUAUGUGGGCGAGUGAUGUUCGAGCUGUUAUCAAUAUGGAUUCGUGCGGAACCGGUGGCAGAGAGGUGUUAUUCCAAUCUACGGGUUAUACAUGGUUAAUGAACCUGUACAAAAAAGCUGCUAAAUAUCCUACAGCGUCAGUGUUGGGAGACGAACUGUUUAAAAGUGGAGUAAUUCCAUCCGACACAGAUUUCCGGAUUUUCCGCGAUUUUGGAAAUUUGAGAGGACUGGAUUUUGCAAUCUACCGAAACGGCUACGUUUAUCACACAAAACAUGAUGCAAGUGACCUCAUUUCGGCAGGCACUUUCCAAAACACAGGAGACAAUAUCUUAGCUUUGACCAUUGCAGUAGCUAAUGCCGACGAAUUAGGAUCCCAAGACUAUGAACAUGAGGACGGUGACUUGAUCUUCUUUGAUUUCAUCAAUUGGUUCAUGAUCAGCUACACUAAGACGAUAGCUUACGUGAUCAAUUCGUGUGUUUCCGUUGUAGCUCUGGUCGGGAUAAUAAUUUCGCUAGUCAGUUUUGGCAAGGCUUGCGGUCUGAGUUUUGGACGAAUGACGGCUGAAUUUGGUGGAAUCGUUCUAAUUCAAAUUAUAUCAAUUGGCGUUGCUGCUGGCAUUGUCAUCCUACUGGCAUUUGUGUAUGACGUUGGAUCUCGUUCGAUGAGUUGGUAUUCCAAUCCGUGGCUUAUUUUCGGCAUCUACUAUUGUCCGUUAUUUUUCUGUCUGGGCAUUGCACCAUCCCUGUAUGUGAUGUUUAGGAAAACAGACAUCAUCAGACAAGCCUAUUACGUUCAAAUGUUCCAGCACGCGCAAUGUCUUCUCCUAGUGGUGAUAACUUUAGGAAUAACUGCUGUUGGUGUUCGGUCCACAUUCCUCAUUGUUCUUACGCUAAUUUUUUAUGCUCUGACGACGUACAUCAAUUGUUUUACUAAACUACAAUUGCGAGAUAGUUUGUGGAUAAUUGUCACUGCUAUUGGACAAUUCAUUCCAUUCAUGUUCUAUUCGUACUACACAUUGGUCAUUUUUGACUUGUUCAUUGCUAUACAAGGAAGAAGUGGACCGGUGGACAAUCCAGAUAACAUGCUUGGCAUCAUUGUAAUCGGUUUCGGUAUACUGAUGGCAGGAUUGAUUAUACCAAUUCUUUACAUGUUCAAACGAUCAGCCCUAGUUAUAUUAGGCUUUCUGGUUGUGUUCGUUACUUUCGGAAUUAUUAUGGCGACAAAUGUGGGCUUCCCGUAUCGACAUGCGGUGUCAGCGAAACGAUUUUGGAUUUUCCAUACGGAAAGAACAUUCCAUGACUUUGAUGGAAGCACCAGAUACUCCGAUUCUGGGUAUUAUAUGAGGGCAAUGGAUAGACAUUCUGACGAAAUUGUAUCAGACUUUGUGCCGCAAAUGAAGAACGCAGAAAAGGCGACGAGUUUGUGCGAUACCGAAAUGAUGUGCGGACUUCCAUCUUAUCAGGCCAUGGCAACAUUUAGUACGAGCGAGUACAGUCAUUGGAUACCAUCAUCUCGUCCUUAUGUCCCGUUUAGGUCUAGUCUUACACUAAAAAGAGAGGUCAGUCUAACUUCAAGUUCCAGCAGAUUCGAAUUUGAAUUGAGCGGUCCUGAUCAUAUGGUAUUAUCGAUUUCUCCGUUGGAGGGCAACACUCUAUUGAGUUGGUCUUUCCUCGACAAAACUCCCGUAAGCCGAAGUUGGGGUAACCGUGCGCUCUAUUUUAUGAUGCUUGUUUAUGGGAGCGACAAUAGUCCGAUCAGUUUCGAUUUAGUUAUAGAGAAAUCGUCAAGUGAAGGACCUAGUUUCGAUAUAGCAAUUGUCAGCCAUUUUACAUACCACAAAGAUGGUGACACGGUGGAAUAUAAGGAAUUUCUGGAAAGUUUUCCUGACUGGGCUCAUUUAACUUCUUGGACGAGUACUUAUGAUAGUUACAAAUUUUGAUUGGAAUAUUUUCGUAAAAAUAAAUGAUUUUAAUGCGAAA
Messenger RNA from Bradysia coprophila, 3242 nucleotides. Its product is annotated as endoplasmic reticulum metallopeptidase 1-like. Gene Ontology annotation, biological process: proteolysis. Gene Ontology annotation, molecular function: metalloexopeptidase activity. The record is from RefSeq and is a predicted model, not a curated record. NCBI's taxonomy places the organism in Eukaryota, Metazoa, Arthropoda, Insecta, Diptera, Sciaridae.